CGACAUGCUUCGCAUCAAGCUCAGGGACGGGCCAAUGGAGCCAAAGAUGGUCCAGGAAAGCGAUUAGGAGCGAAAAAGACUGGUGGUCAAUAUGUGGUGCCGGGCAAUAUUAUAUUCAAGCAGCGAGGCACGCUUUGGUUUCCAGGCGAUAAUACACACAUGGGUCGAGACCAUACCAUACACGCCAGCCAGGCUGGAUAUGUCACCUACUAUCGCGAUCCAGAGAAACAUCCGAAGCGAAAAUACAUUGGCAUAGUGUUUGAGCGCAACCAAACACUCCCGCAAGCACGGAACGAAGUGAGAAGACGAAGGCUUGGAAUGCUUGCCUUCCAGAAGCCACCCACCGAAUCAGAAAUUCAAAGCGGAGAACAGCAAUUCAUCAGAGAUAUCACAAUAGUAAGAGGGAAAGGCAAAGACAAGCAGGAGAUCAAACUUCACUUCCGACCUGGAUAUAUGUACCGACAAGGAAAUUGGGAAAUUGGAAGAGCAGCUGAGAAAAGCAGAGCAGCCAUGGCCGUAAAACCAUUUAAACCAGGUGACAGAUUUGCAGCGUGGAGAAAGAGGACAGCAAGGAGGAUCAGAAGUGCUGAGAAGCGGGCGCUUGGUAGAGGAAAGGGCAAGAAGAAGUGA
Messenger RNA from Pseudocercospora fijiensis CIRAD86, 630 nucleotides. RefSeq lists its product as uncharacterized. Lineage: Eukaryota; Fungi; Ascomycota; Dothideomycetes; Mycosphaerellales; Mycosphaerellaceae. Gene Ontology annotation, cellular component: mitochondrial large ribosomal subunit; ribosome. The record is from RefSeq and is a predicted model, not a curated record. The annotation marks the transcript as partial. Gene Ontology annotation, biological process: translation. Gene Ontology annotation, molecular function: structural constituent of ribosome. The transcript has 3 exons.